AUGUUUUUCUUUUCUUUUUUCCUAUAUAUAGUAAUAUUUUAUCUUAAUUUAUUUUAUUGUUUAAAUGAAGAUUAUGAGAAAAUAAAAUAUCCUCAAGAUUUAACAAAAAUAAAGUAUUAUGAUUCUUAUAAUAAAAUUGAUAAAAAAUACUUAUAUAAACAUGUAGGAAAACCAAUAUUACAAGAUCUUAUUAUAUCUGUUAAGAUAGAAAAAGAUAAGAAAGAAGAUAAAAUUUUAUUUUUACCGAAAAAAAAAAGUUUUUUAAAAAUAAAAGGGGAUUGGUCAGAUUAUCCAAAAGACAAAAUAAAAAUGAUAUGUAUAGCUUUUUUAUAUAAAAAUCAAUUAUUAAUCAGUAAAGAAUUGAAAUGCCCAAAUGAUAUAUUUUCUUCUCCAACAGUUCAUAUAGAAUGUUAUAAUGAAAACAAUUUUUCUAUAAAAAAUAUGUUUUUAUAUAUAGAAAUAUCACAAACUUAUAUUGAGAAAUUAUUUUCUUUAUUUAAUAUUCCCGUAGUUGUUAGCACUGAGAAUACUUUAAAAUAUUUUACUAAUAAUAAAAAUAAAUCUAAAGAACAAAAACAUAACUUAGAUUUGCAUUUGUGUUAUAAAUCCAUUGAUGAAUCACCUUCAUAUUUAGGAAAAGUCACUUUUAAUUCUUAUCCAUUAAAUGUUCAAAAAAAUAUUGAUGAUUAUGAUAUAAUAUACACAAAGUCUUUUUUAACAAGUAAUUGGGAAUACAAUAUUUUUGUUAAUGGGGAUUAUAUUACUUUAUAUAAUAGAGUGGUAUUUAUUGGUUUUCCAAGAGAAGAUUCUAAAGGAAGAAAAUGCCCACCUUUUUGGGAUUACGGAAUCUUAGGAUCAGGCGCUUUAAAUAAAAUAAAAAAAAAAAGUAAAAGUGUAUCAUCAUACAAUUCUGUCCAAUAUAGUUUUUCAGAUAAUAUUCCAAAUAAAUAUUAUAUUCCAUUCAUAAAAAAUGAUGAUUUACAAACUAAUGAAAAUUAUUUAAUUUGUCUAUAUUCAGACGAAAAUGAUUUUGAAGGUAUGGAAUUAAAAAAUGUACAUUUCUAUAUUAAUACAACCGAUUCUGUAAUAUUAAUUCUUUUAAUUAUUUUUGUUAUUGUAUUUCUUCCUCUUAUUUUUUCUUUAACAUAUUUAUGUGUUAUUGUCAAAAUGAAUAUUUUAAAAGUAAAAAUGAAAAAAUUGCAACUUUUAAACAGAAAAAAUGAAAUUGAAGAAAAACUGAAAAAAGAGUUAAACUUAGAUCAGUACGAAUCAAUUUAA
This is a messenger RNA of Plasmodium relictum, 1278 nucleotides long. RefSeq names its product conserved Plasmodium protein, unknown function. The record is from RefSeq and is a predicted model, not a curated record. The coding region runs from base 1 to 1278 and encodes 425 amino acids. NCBI's taxonomy places the organism in Eukaryota, Apicomplexa, Aconoidasida, Haemosporida, Plasmodiidae. The transcript has a single exon.